Messenger RNA from Equus caballus (horse), 7293 nucleotides. Its product is annotated as zinc finger protein 550-like. Gene Ontology annotation, molecular function: DNA-binding transcription factor activity, RNA polymerase II-specific; RNA polymerase II cis-regulatory region sequence-specific DNA binding. Lineage: Eukaryota; Metazoa; Chordata; Mammalia; Perissodactyla; Equidae. The record is from RefSeq and is a predicted model, not a curated record. Gene Ontology annotation, biological process: regulation of DNA-templated transcription.
AUGCGGGUGCAGGGCUGGGAUCCCGCGGUGGCCGAGACUUCCGGCGGCGUCCUCGUGGGUGUCCAAUUGGCUGCUCCUGGGUCGCUCCUCAGGGUCGCGGCUCCGCAGCCCUCGGCGGGCUCGAGGGCAGGGAGCAGGGAGGCUCUGGAAGAGGCGUCGUGGCCCUCUUGCAAAGAGGGACGGCCGGCAGUGCGUGAGGCGGUUGAGGGAUCAGCUGAACCCUUGGGACCCACCUCACAAGCCCCGGGACGUGCCCAGGGGCCCAUGGAGGCUGCAGAGGCGCCGAUGGCCCCGUUGCAGGCACCAGUGACCUUCAAGGAUGUGGUUGUGACCUUUACCCGGGAGGAGUGGGAAUUACUGGACCUGGCUCAGAGGACCCUCUACUGGAAGGUGAUGCUGGACACCUGCCGUCUCCUGGCCUCUCUGGGGUCUCCUGCGCCCACACGAGAGCUGACCUCCCUGCCGGAGCCUGCGCAGGAGCCACAGGCGGUAGAAGGGGGCCUCUCCCAGAGCACCUCCUCAGGCGGCAAAGCAGAAUUCAAGACCACUCAGCCCACUGCCUCUCAGCCAGCCCUGCUUGAGGGGUGCUCACUCCACAGGUCGUUGACUCAAGAAGACUCCAGGGUUUCCAUGUUGGGGCAAGCCAGGGAACAGGAAGAGCCAUCAGAAAAGCAGGAAGAGCACUUGAGGACAGGGUUGGUCCCGCUCAAGGAAACCCCCCUUGGAAAGAUGAGCCCUGAAUGUGAUGAUUUGGGAACAGGUGACAGUGUGUGCUCUAAUGAUUUCCAGGAGCUCGCCUCUCCAGGAGACACUCUGCAUGAGUGUGAAUCACAUGGAUCCAGGAAAGAUCCCUUGAUUCACAGAGGCAAGAACUCCUACAAAUGCAAGGACUGUGGGAAAGGAUUUACCAAGAAUCGCCUCCUCCUUCGACAUCAGCGGAUUCACACUAAAGUAAAACUCUAUAAAUGCAGAAAGUGUGGAAAGGCCUUUCUCAAGAAGGCAGACCUCACUGAACACUACAGCAUUCACAUUGGGGAGAAGCCCUAUGAGUGCAUCGAGUGUGGGAGAGCCUUCAGCCGCAGGUCACACCUCACGGAGCACCAGCGGAUUCACUCUGGAGAGAAGCCCUUUGAGUGCAUGGAGUGUGGGAAGGCCUUCAGCCGCAGGUCACAUCUCACAGAGCACCAGCGGAUUCACAGUGGAGAGAAGCCCUAUGUGUGCAGUGAAUGCGGGAAGGCUUUCGCACACCCCUCUGAUUUUAUUCGGCAUAAUAGAACCCACACUGGGGAAAAACCCUUUGAGUGCAAAGAAUGCGGGAAAGCCUUUUGUGACAGCUCUUCAGUAACUCGACACAUGAGGUGUCACUCUAAGGAGAAGCCUUAUGAGUGCAGUGAGUGUGGAAAGACCUAUAGCUACAGCUCAACCCUUACUACCCAUCAAAAGAUUCACAGGGGAGUGAAAUCCUACAAGUGUAAGAGAUGUGGGAAGGCCUUUUAUCAGAAAGGAGGCCUCAGUCAACAUCAAAGAACUCACAUUGGGGACAGACCUUUUUAAAGUAACGACUGUGGCAAAUUGUGUGGCCAGAGGAAAAAUGUGACUUGGCAACUGAGAGUUCAUACCUAAGAGAACCGUGUCCUCCCUCCCAUGCACAGUCCAUGCUGUGACUGUGGCGUUACCUUUACCUUUAGCUGAGCCCUUGCACUGCGGAGGCUGGAGGCCACUCUCUCCCAAAACACAACUUAGUUCUCAGCAGAGUGACCUUCUUUUCACAUGUGAGAGCUUUUGGCUAUCACUUGGCCCACUCAGAGACCUGGGCCUCAGUUUAUCCCAAAACAGGAGUGAUGUGCAUCCCAGUGGAUGAAGGACCCCCUUCCCUCAUGGUCCUUGUCUCCCCAUCCCAUUCUCUGUGUUCAGAGGGGCCUGCUGUGCUCCUGCUGGGAUGAUGGGCAGGAGUCGUGAGAACCCCAUCCUUCAUCCCCAUUACCCGCACAGUAUCCUGAGUUGUGGAGAUACGUGGAUGACUAAGACGUGGGCCUUGCUAUCCAGAAUGGGAAGCACACAUGAUAAUGCAGAGGUAUGGGGCAGCACCUCUGCUGCAGCGACCAUAAUGUGUCUGUGGUUGCCGUGCGGCGUGAUGAAGAGCAGGCUACAACUUAGGCAUGGAGGACAGAUGUGCAUUGGGGGCCAUGGUCUGGUGACUAAGAGCUUGGACUCUGCAGAACAUUGGGAUUCGGAUGCUUCUGAGCUGUGCCCUUCAUCAGCUGGGUGACCUUGGUCAUGUUUCCCCACAGGCCUUUCUUCUUGUCUAUAGUGGUGAGAAGAUGUACAUUAAACUAUAAAGCAUCGAAAGAGGAGCAGACGGCAUACACAGGAUGAUACCAUGAAGACCCACGAGGGAAGGAGGAGCCCCAGCCACAUUCAAAGAUGGAGAAGAGCAUUCAGGAUAGAGGGAACAGCAUGUGCCAGGACCCUGAGGCAGGCAAGAGCUAGGCCUGUUGGAGGAAAGAGCUGAAAGCCAGUGUGUCUGAAGGAGAUAUGUGGUGGGCAGUGAGAUGAAGGGAGCAGGGCCAGAUGCACAGGGCUUUGUAGGCCAUGCUGAGAAAUGUGAAUUUUAUCCUAACUGCUCUCAGAGACUGAAGAGGGAUUCAGCAGGACAGUGGAAUGAUCUUACUUGUCUAUUACUCUCCGUUUGGCUACUAUGCAGAGAAUGGACUGAAGAGGGUCAAGAACUGAUGUGGGAGAGAGGAUGGAGUCCAUUGUGUGUUCCAGGAAUGCGUUGACAGUGGAGUGGCCCGGGAUGGUGGCAUUGGAGAUGGUGGGGAGAGGAUGACUUGGGACAUGUUAGGAGGCAAAGCCAACAGGAUCUGUGAAUAAUCGGGAUGAAGGGAAUGACUUUCCCCCCUCAAUCCUCAAGAGAGAGCCCUUUGCAUCUGUGGGAAUGUGACACAUGGCCUGUCACUGCGUUCCAGUUUCUUGAUUGGCACCUGGUGAGUGUGUUGAUUGAGGGAGUGAAAGCUGAAGGCUCCUUUUCUUGGAUGUGGAAAAGGCAGGGCUCCUCCUGCCCCUAGGAUGUUUACAUGGGCAGUUGACUUUUCCGUGGCCUUAUUUCUCUGACCCAGAAGGGGCCCUGACCCUGAUCAGCCUAGAUGGCUUUGGGCAGGAGGCCGUGUAGGACAGCAAUGAGACCUGCAUCACUGCAGGCCCCGUUCUCAGCUGGCUCCUUACCGGUGGUCAUGUUUCAGGGCAACUCAGGGACCUUUUGAGUUCUCGAUUUCCUUCUUUGUAAACUGGGCGAUCUAAUGACCAUUGGAAGCCUCAGCUUCAUUAUCUAUGAAACAAGAGAGUGUUGACUGACCCACCUCACCAGGUUGUUGUACAGGUUAAAGGAUAGUGCUGUAAAAUGCCUGUCAUGGUGUUGGGUAGGUAGAUAUGCUUACAUGUCAGCUAUUGUUAAACUGAUUGUCACUUAUAUGUUACCCCUUUGUGCCAUCCUAUUCCUUCCUCAUCGGGAGAUGUGCUGAUGGGAUUUGCUGGUAAAAAUAACUGCAGGUCCUGAUGACAUCUCAGCUGAUUUUCGGCCUUAAGAAGCUUACUCAUGGGUUCUGGUGACCUUCAGCUUAAGGUCUUGUUCCCCACCAGCCAAAGCCGGGGCAUUCUUCUCCACUCCCUGGUUUCUUUCCCAUUGGUGGAGAUGGGGUGGCUGAGGAUACCAUGGAAUGUUAGUUGUACUUUGAAUGGAAAUUCAAAACCUGCACUUAAAAUUUAUUGAUGAAAAUUCAAUCCCUUGUGAAGGGAAUUUUGAGCCAUCAGAAAGUAUUAACUGUUAAUUUAUUCCAUACUUAUUUAAUGUAAUAGUUGAUAUAUUUGGGUUUAAAUAUGUCAUCUUGUGGAUUUCUUUGCCUCACCUGUUCUUUUUCUGGUCCUUUAAAAGUAAACUUUCUAUUAAUUUCUUACAAUCCAGAUUUACCUUUUUCUAGUUUGCAUAGCAUAUACUCUGAUUCUGUUUGCUGUUUAAGCUAAAAUCUACAAACACUUAACUUAAAACAGUACAGCACAGAGCUAUAAAUACUUUUUCCUUCUUCCCAAGCAAUAUAAGGAACUUAGAAGAUUAAUCAAUAUGUUGUAUCUCAGUAUAUGUGUUGAGACUAUGCAUGUUAAUUCCACCAUUCUAACUCCACAAGGAAAUAUUAUUCAUGUUUAAUGCAAUAAUAAGCAGUUAUAUCAAUCCACAUACGCAUUCCCUUCUUGGGUUCCUCAUUCCUUCUAUCAUUGCAAAUAUUUCAUCUAGGAUCUCUUUCCAAAGUCCUUAAAUAGAACAUUUAGGAUUUCAUUUUAUGUGUUAAUCUUCCAUUAGAUUUCUCAUUUGGGCUUGAAAUGCCUUACUUCAUACUCUUUCUUGAAAGACAGUUUUGAAAUUUAUAGAAAUUUAGGUUGGCAGGGUUUUAUUCUUCAGAUCCUUGAGUAGGUCCUUCCACUGUGUUCCAGAACCAUAAUGAUAUUGGGAGUGAAUGGCAACAAGUAACUUAUUUUGUUGUGUAGCUUUCUGGUCUUAGGUCAGGAACAGAAAUACACUAAGAUGGAGGCAUGGGGUUUGGGAUUAUCACCCAAGGGUAAUGGUGAAUGUGUAGGAGGCAUAAUAAAAUGGAUAUCUGAUGGAUUAAAUUAGAAUCUGGGUAAAUGCUCUCCAAUCCAAUUCUCUCUUUUUGGACACCCAGCUUUGCUUACAUGGGUCAAGCUCCCUUAAAUGAGCUUUGGGCACAGAAUAUAGGCAGAAGUGAUUGUGGAAUUCUGUCUUCGUUGUGCUUCCUCAGUUGUGCUGCUCGGUGGGGUAUCUCUUUGGCCUUGGUGAUCUGAGUUUCCAUACUUGCCCAGGAUUUAGUGCUCUCUUAGGAGCUGCAGGUUCACGCUAGGGACUAAUGGCCUGUGGGGUGGGGCCUUGUACGUGCAUUUUUAACAAAUUCCCAGGUGAUGCUGAUGCUACUGGUUUGGGAACCACAGAAUUAGAGCACCAUUUAAAGUGAGUAUACUUAGACACUGGCAAGCAAGUUAUCAUCUUUUUAUAAUCUAUUUUUAAAUCUUUUUAUUAUGUUUUUUAAAUACAGUAUUAUUAACCACAGUCAUGCUGUACAUUACAUCCCCAGGACUCAUUUAUUUUAUUUUACAUAUAUUAUGUUUUUUACUUAUGUUUUUUCCCUGAGGAUCUGAGAGGUUGGAGAGGCUUGCCUAAGGCUGCCUCCUAUUGGCAGAGGUCUCCUGUUGGGAGAUCUCUCUGGAUGGGGCUUUGCCCAACGUAGCCACAGAAAUCUGGGCGUGGUCCCUGUACUUACAACCAUAGAGUAUUAUUUCCCAUUCUCCCUCGAGGUGCUGUUUGGCCGUUGCCGGAGAGAAUGGGAAAGGCCCACCCAAACGUAACUGGAUGACCUACAGAAAUUACACUACCCAGAAGGCUGUGCGUGUCCGAUGGCGGCGGGCGCUCGUCCAAUGACGAGCUAGGGGAGGGACGUCUCCUGGGGCCCACGCGGGUGGAGCGGGACGUACGAUGACAUCAUAGCGGCUGUGGUGGGUCUGUCCGCGCAGGCGGUGGAGACUGGGGCGUUGGGCUGGGGCGGCUUCCCGGGUUGCUCCUGGGACGCAGUGAAGGAGGGGACGAGAAUAGGACUGCCCUCAGCGCCUUUGCACGAACCGCGACCGCCGCCUGGCCGCGCACUUUUUGGGCCCCGCGCCUGCUCUGCUUCCGCUGGGAGGUGGCAGUUGGGCCUGUGUGUCUUUCACCUGAGGGAAACCGAGCCAAGUGCGGGUCAGCCAAGGUCACGCCGGGCGAGAUGGGGAGUCGGCUAAGGUCGAGGGACCCACCCGGGUCCCCGCGCAGUGCACAGGGUCCGAUGGCGGUCACAUUGCUGGUCCGGGCGCCGGUAGGUGGACUGGCUUCAGGCCGCUAAGCCGCUGGGACCCGCGCCCUAAUGGUCCUAGGGCCCGGAUGUAGAGAAGGCUGUUACCCUCGGGCUUUUCGCCUUCCCGUCUCCCUGCGCUUGAGUUUGGGGUCUCCAAAGGUGAGUCACUUCUGGCCCAUGGUCCUUAAUCAAGACCAGGAAUUAUACGGAGCGCUUCCUAUUUGUGAAACCCAGUAGGAUGAGGUAAGGAAAGGCUUCCAGGCACAAGACCCAGCACGUGCAUACGCUAGGAUGUGGCACGGAACGGGAGUGUUCGUGAAACUGCAGAUCUCUGCUGUCUGUUGCGCCGAGAGAGCAGGUGGGCAGAAAUCAGUGCUGGAAUGGCACGUGAGGUGCUGGGCCUUUAUUCUGAGGGUGGAGGGAGCCAUAGAAUGUUUAGAGCUGAGGAGGGAGGCACUCUAACUCAGGUCUUUACAGGCUCCCUCUGGCACAGAGGGGAAAACAGACUGUGGGGGUGAGGGUUGGUUGUUUCCCUGGUUUUCAACUAGCCAUAUUUUCCUCUGAUAAAACCCAAUAAUUCAUCUUUUAUUUUUACCUAUUUUCUGAAUUUGAUUUGCUGUAUAAGGAUUUUUUCACCUGUGUUAACUAGGAGUAUAGUUCUGUAGUUUUUUUCUUGUGCUAAGUUUUUACAUAAGUUAUGUCGGCCACUUAAAAUGAGUUGGAAAACGUUUGAUCCUCUAUUUUCUGAAAGGACGUCUUAUUGUAUUACUUAUUCUGUAAAUGUUUCCUAGAACUCACCGGUGAAACUGCUUAGGCCUUUAGUAUCUCUCAGCAAUGUAUGAUAGUUCCUUUCACUUCUUGAACAUAUUACAUUUAUUUCUAAAUGCUUCGUAUUUUGAUGCUUUUGUAAAGGAUUUUUUUUUUCCAAUUUCCAAACAUUCAUUGCUAGUAUAUAGAAACAAAUAAUUUUUGUAUAUUAGCCUUUUUUUAUACUGGGACUUUACUAAGUUCAAUCAUUAGAUGUAGGAGCUUUUUAAUGAAUCAUUUAGAAUUUUCAACAUAAUGUUGUAUGUGAAUAGACAGUUUGGGUUCUAUCUUUACAAUUUUUAGACUUUUUUUCCUUAUGUCACAAACACAUCUCUAGUGCAAUGUUAAAUACUUUGAGUGCUUUAUCUGAUUUUAAAUCUACAAAGAUUUCACAAGACUGGAUAUUUAAAAGGCUUCACAAGCCUCCAACAGCACACUCAGAUAAGGCUUUUAUUUACCAGCAAAGAUAAAGUACCAUAAGAGAAAAAGAAUACAAUCCCAAAUGCACAAUCAAUAAAAGAAAAAAAUGGAUAAAUUGGACUUCAUGAAGAUUAAGAAAUUCUACUCUAAGAAAGAUAUUAAGAAAUGAAAAAAA